AUGGAGAAUACUUUGACAGCCUUGAAACCGCCCCCGAAAAAUCGUACGCAAACCAGUCAGGAAUUGGCAUCAUCUUUGCUUGAAGAAUGCAACAAAUUACUUUCUGAGAUCUCCGCAUUUCAGUCAUACCUUGUGACUCUAGGGAAGCCAAAUCUGGUUGAGCUACGGCAAUUCAAAUCCAUCGUUCAGUCAGAGCUGAAAUCACUGCAGAGACUGGCUGCAAGGGCGGACGAGGCUGCUGCCGAAGACGCGGAGGACGCCGCUGGAACUCCGCAGUAUACGGCGAAUAUUAGGGCACAAGAGCAAAACAGGGGUCACGAAAAGGACGUCGAGGAGAGCGAUGGAGAAUAUCUAGGCCAAGCUGAAUUAAAAGUGGUGCAUUCAUUGCGGUCGUCUAAUUUCCCAUUUUACGCCAACGUUUGGAGAACUGCAAAGACAACCUGUACCGGGCUUAUAUCUCUCAACAAGAAGUUUUACUUCUACAAACCUAUGAAAGGUCAAUGUAUGCAGGGGGGUUAUAAAGAUCUAGAAGUGGACAUUGAUGAUCUAAAAAUUAAAUCCAACUCCAAGCCAGGGGUGGAAGAAACGGUUCCUAAAAUGCGCAAGCGAGGUGUUUUGAUUGACAUUGUAGCUGAUAAUGGCCAGGAGUGGGUUAAAGUAUCCACUGUCACACCGAAUAGGCUGCUAUUUGACCUUGCAAAACAGGGAUGGGAGAUCGGAUUAAAUUCAGACUCAGAGGAUAAUGAAGGGAGUAAUACCGCAUCGACAUCUGGCAAGAACGACUAUGAUAGUGAAGAUGAAGAUGACAUGAUUGAAUUGCUAAAGCUGGCAGUUGACAUGAAGAAAGCUGCCGCGGAGGUCCGGGUCAGGUAUAAGCAUCCCCGUGUCAGGCUGGUCCUGCCGAAAAUCGUGGAAGGACAAAUUGCGGAAAUUGAUAAGGUUAUUCGUAAAGUCCGUAUGGUUGGCGUUACUGUCGAAUGCGCUACUGCCGAGACCUCUGGCCUUGACUUCAUGGUAAAUAGGAGCGGAUCUGUCAACAACACUGAUGAUGCAGGCUCCGUGUUUUCAUCUCUUCUUCCGAGCCCUUUCCCACCGAUGACGUCAACCUUGAACGUCGAUUGCACUUUAUUGUUGGCAUUUGUGUCCGAUCUCUCUCACGCACGGGAUCUCAGGUGCAUGCCCUCAUAUCAUCCAGCAAUUAACCGUCAGAUCGAGCUUGAAGCAGAGAAGCCACUACUGUUGUCUGAGCUAUGGCCUGCCGCGGGAGACAGGAACCUCGUCUGCACAACAAGGGCAGCUAAAAGAAUGAGAGAGAUUGUGGACACAAUAGGGACACCCAGAGAAAAGGAGCGCACUAGGCUGCUAAUGGGGGAGGCAAACGAUGCUUCAGAUAGAGAGGCCCUCAUAUCUCAGUUUCAAAAGCUGUCCGAUUAUACCAUCCCGUUAGAAUGGAAAUUGCCCAUCAAAGUGGUGGACGCUCAGGAUGAUAUUGACCGUGGCUGGAAAGACGGCUCUCUUCCAUCUAUUGCAUGCAAGAUUGCGCAAAAAUUGAGUGAUAUCAAUCGGAGCGUGUUCCUAUAUGGAUGGGCUGCCGGGUUAACAACUGUAUCAAGUAACCGAACCGUGGUAAAACAGAUCGAGACCUGGGUGGAGGAGGAGCGUGGAGAUGACGAUGAGGUCUGCGGUCCGACAGUGUGGGUGUGUGAUACUGCUCGCAGUCUGAUUGGUAAAGAUAGCAGCAGAGCAAUAUAG
Messenger RNA from Trichophyton benhamiae CBS 112371, 1752 nucleotides. RefSeq lists its product as uncharacterized. The record is from RefSeq and is a predicted model, not a curated record. The transcript has a single exon. Lineage: Eukaryota; Fungi; Ascomycota; Eurotiomycetes; Onygenales; Arthrodermataceae. Bases 1 to 1752 code for a protein of 583 amino acids.